GUGCAGUUGUACAGUUUGCUCAUCGUCUUACUGCAAAAAUGAAGCUGAGACUGAAGCUCCUGCUCAGUUUCGCUCUCAGCCUCUUGCCGUUGUGUUCGACUCAAGAGUGCAAAAGCCACCGACUAAGAGGCGUGAGAAUUCAGCUAGCUUCAGGGCCGAGAAAUAUAACCGUUUCGCUGGAAAAGAAUCACCAGCUGGAUGUAACACUUGGGGACAAGAAUCGAAAAUCGUUUACUAAUGAAGGAAGAAAAUGCCAUACCAUUAACAUCAAAGAAAAAGAAUCCAAGUUCUGCGUCGCCUCUCCAACACUGCCUUUUGAAGAGACGUGUGGGGACGGUGGCGACGCGCUCUUCCUUUUGAGUAGUAUGACGGCCACGUGGACGCUGGACUGCCCUCCUGACUUCAGCGCUCGGAUUGGUUCCUGUUCCGGCGAGCUUCACCCUCAGCGCCUCCAGGCGGUGCUCCUUGGCUCGGAUUCCGAAUACUUUGCCUUCAAGUGGAGGCCGAACCUAAGGGAUACUUCCAUCCUUCCGUCAUGGGAAAACUUCGGACAAACGUUCAGAGGACAUAACCCAUCGGGAUGGAACGAUAUCUCAGUCAGCCGUGACGUCAGCGGUGAGUGA
Messenger RNA from Penaeus monodon (black tiger shrimp), 623 nucleotides. RefSeq lists its product as uncharacterized. Lineage: Eukaryota; Metazoa; Arthropoda; Malacostraca; Decapoda; Penaeidae. The record is from RefSeq and is a predicted model, not a curated record. The transcript has 4 exons. Bases 39 to 623 code for a protein of 194 amino acids.